This is a messenger RNA of Corapipo altera (White-ruffed manakin), 1015 nucleotides long. It is a transcript of the gene PUDP, whose product is annotated as pseudouridine 5'-phosphatase. Gene Ontology annotation, molecular function: phosphatase activity. The record is from RefSeq and is a predicted model, not a curated record. The coding region runs from base 90 to 794 and encodes 234 amino acids. NCBI's taxonomy places the organism in Eukaryota, Metazoa, Chordata, Aves, Passeriformes, Pipridae. The transcript is spliced from 4 exons.
CCUCUGAGUGGCCCCGCCCCCCCCUGCGCCGUGCCCUGCCCGGCCUCUUCCCGCGGCGGCUCCGCUCGCUCGGCUGCUCCGGCCUCGCCAUGUCCGCUUCCAGCUCCUCGGCGGCCGCGCUGCGCCCGGUCACUCACCUGAUCUUUGACAUGGACGGGCUGUUGCUGGAUACCGAGCGUCUCUAUUCAGUAGUGUUCGAAGAGAUCUGUGGGCGUUUUGGAAAAUCAUAUACCUGGGAUGUGAAAUCCUUGGUUAUGGGUAAGAAAGCCCUAGAAGCGGCAGAAAUUAUUCGAGAUGUUCUAGAUCUUCCAAUAACCAAAGAAGAGCUACUAAAUGAAAGUAAAAUCAAGCAGGAGAAGCUAUUCUGUACUACUGCAUUGAUGCCAGGGGUUGAUAAGCUGAUCCGUCAUUUACACAAACACAACAUACCCAUGGCUGUUGCCAGCAGCUCAGGUGAAGACUCAUUUCAGCUGAAAACAACCAGACACAAAGACUUUUUUGGUCUUUUUCAUCAUGUAGUGUUGGGAGAUGACCCUGAAGUGAAGUGUGGCAAGCCACACCCUGAUCCAUUUCUUGUUUGUGCAAAGAGAUUUCACCCUCCUGCACCUCCAGAGAAGUGUCUUGUGUUUGAAGAUGCACCACUUGGAGUCAAAGGAGCCCUGGCAGCAGGAAUGCAAGUGGUUAUGAUUCCAGAUGAAAAUUUAAAUCCAGAUCUUAAAAAGGAGGCAACACUGCUGCUGAAGUCCAUGGAAGAUUUCAAACCAGAAUUGUUUGGUUUACCAGCAUAUGAUUAAAGCCUAUGAGCAUGCACUUGACUGCAGAUGGAUUAAAAGUGACAUGAAAUUUUAUUUUGGUUUUGUGAUUGUUUUUCAUCUUUUACUCUCUUCGUCAAAACUAGAGCACAGAAAUCCCAUUAACACCAAGUAUUCUACACAGUACUUUUGGAAAAUUGUCUGGAAUGUUUAUGAUUUGUCCUCUUGAUAAAUGCUAAAUUAAAGCCGCACCUCCCUGUGAA